CCCAGGGAUAUUCCAAGAUGGUGGACGAGGUCAAACAUAGGGCGUUACUAAAAAUGUCAACAAAAUGAUCGAUAUUUACUAAUAUUUCUUAUCCAAAAUGGUCAAAUAUGUUUAAAAAGAAUCGGCCAAAAUCAGGCUUAUUUUCUGACAGCAGAGAAUCAGUAGAAAGCAAAGGAAGCAGUGGAAAUCAAGUGACACCACACUCUAGCCGUGAGAAUAUAGCAUCAGGGACAGAGAUGCGUUUAAUAGAUGGAGGCUCUAGUGGCUCACUGAACCGUAGCGUUCAGUUUCAACUACACUAUCUAGGAAUGGUGCAAGAUCUUCACUCUCAACCAGUAGGGGGACAGGACACCAGGGUGCAGAUAAUUGAUAAAAUCGAAGAAGCUCAGAUUGAGAAUAAGAUCCACAUCAAACCUGCUGAAGAUGACUUGGUAAAGAUGGUCAUAUCUAAACAUGGUGUCAAAGUCAUGAAAACCACCAGGGAGGAGGUUCUUCAAAGGCAUCCACUACAUACAGUAGCACAGCUGAUAGAAUACAUAGACACUUCAGGCAGGACUAAUCUGGCUUUAAAAAUUGUUCGCCAAAUAGAGAGCCUCAAGGCUGACUGUUACGUCUUCCAGUGCCAUAAUGUAGAUCAGGCCUCCCGUAUAUGUCGGGCUUUACAGAAUGUUUUUGAAGCAGUUGUGCAAAGUGUAUGAUACUGUUAUCAAGUGUACCUCAGU
This is a messenger RNA of Owenia fusiformis, 722 nucleotides long. The record is from the annotation of a GenBank genome assembly. NCBI's taxonomy places the organism in Eukaryota, Metazoa, Annelida, Polychaeta, Sabellida, Oweniidae.